Coregonus clupeaformis (lake whitefish) is the source of this 1670-nucleotide messenger RNA. RefSeq names its product chorion transcription factor Cf2-like. Gene Ontology annotation, biological process: regulation of transcription by RNA polymerase II. The record is from RefSeq and is a predicted model, not a curated record. Bases 112 to 1107 code for a protein of 331 amino acids. Gene Ontology annotation, molecular function: DNA-binding transcription factor activity; RNA polymerase II cis-regulatory region sequence-specific DNA binding. NCBI's taxonomy places the organism in Eukaryota, Metazoa, Chordata, Actinopteri, Salmoniformes, Salmonidae. The transcript has 2 exons.
UAGAAUUGGAAACGACUGUUUUGAUAUUCAACGUUCCUUUUGUAGAGUAAAAAUAGACCAAAGACAUACUGACUGAACUAAAUAGGCUGUCCAACUGUCAUUCGACUGAAAAUGUCUAAACUACAGUCGUUGCGUGUGUUUUUAAAUGAUCGUUUAAUGGCGGCUGCUGUGGAGAUUUUCGGGGCAGUUGAGAAAACGGUAGUGGAGUACCAGGAGGAGAAUGAUCGGCUACGGAGACUGCUGCGGAUCACACCGGAGAUACCACUAUGUAGAAUAGACUCCCUGCAGCUCUCUCUCUCUGUCUCUGAAGAGGAGGUUCCCCCUGAGCAGCAGCACUGUGAGCAGGAGUGGAGCCCCAGUCUGGGGCAGGAGGACCCAGAGCCCACACAGAUUAUAGAGGAACAUGAGGAACUCAGGACCAGUCAGGAGGAAGAGCCUGACAUCAUAGAGUUCAACUUCACUCCUUCCUGUGUGAAAAGUGAAUGUGAUCAGGAGGACUCACUUUGGUCCUUGACUCUUCCCCAAACCCAGACUGUGGAGAACAGAGAGAGUGACUCUAAACCAGUGGAUGUCAAACCUUUUGGCGCUGUGACCCACCUAAAGGCUCUCGACAUUCCCUGUCACCCUCCAGAUAAUCAAAACAAUGCCUCCAGCCACAGCUCAGCCAUAAGCAGCGACCCAGUUGGACCUGACUGCAGCCCACCAUUGGAUCCCAGUCCAACAUUGGAUCCGAAUCCACCAAAGGGGGAACCCUGCACCUGUCCCUUUUGUGGCAAGACCUUCAAACAAAAAGGAUAUCUGUCCAUGCACAUGAGGAUUCACACAGGAGAGAAACUAUUUAGCUGUGGUGACUGUGGGAAGAGCUUUAUUCAGAAGGGGGACCUAAGAAGGCAUAUAUUGACUCACACAGGAGAGAAACCAUUUAGCUGUAAUUUUUGCUGUAAAAGCUUCAAUCAGAAGGGGGACCUAAGGAGGCAUAUACUGACUCACACAGGAGAGAAACCAUUUAGCUGUGGUGACUGCGGUAAAGGCUUCAUUCGCAAGGAGCAUCUAACUGCACAUAUACGGACUCACACAGGAGAAAUGUCGGUCUCAAACAGAACCUAACCAUGCAGAAACUCACUCACACAGGAGAGAAACCAUUUAGCUAAAGGGUCUCUACAUUCCCUGUGACCCUCCAGAUAAUCAGAACAAUGCCUCCAGCCACAGCUCAGCCGUAAGCAGCGACCCAGUAGGACUUGACAGCAGUCCACCAUUGGAUCCCAGCCCACCAUUGGAUUUGAACGCACAGAUAGGGGAACCUGGACCUGCCCCUUCUGUAGCAAAACCUUCUCUUCAAACAAAAAUGAAAUCUGUCCAUGCAUAUGAGGAUUCACAUCAUUUAGCUGUGGUGACUGUGGGAAAAGCUUCAAUCGCAAGGAGCACCUAACUAAACAUAUACUGACUCACACAGGAGAGAAACAACAUGGCUGCUCAGUCUGUGGUAAAAGAUUCACUCAGAAGACUCAUCUGCUGAAGCAUAUGGAUAAUAUCCACAAAGAGAGGAAAGAAGAAAGAACAUCUUCAGUCAGGAAAUGGGAAUAACAAGGCAGGAUGUGGACAACACUCUUAGGAAAGGAGAGCAACUCCAGACCAUUCAUACUGUGGGUCUCAUUAAAUAGUACCCGCAA